This is a messenger RNA of Puntigrus tetrazona (Sumatra barb), 2602 nucleotides long. RefSeq names its product RAB43, member RAS oncogene family (gene rab43). The record is from RefSeq and is a predicted model, not a curated record. Bases 231 to 857 code for a protein of 208 amino acids. The transcript has 3 exons. Gene Ontology annotation, cellular component: trans-Golgi network. Lineage: Eukaryota; Metazoa; Chordata; Actinopteri; Cypriniformes; Cyprinidae. Gene Ontology annotation, molecular function: GTP binding; GTPase activity.
GUUACAGUUUUUCGGUGCUAAAAGGCUGAAUAUUUUCGCGUGCGGACGAGCGCGUGGAACUCACUCUUCCGUUUGUUUACCGCGGCGAACGAGUCAGGCGCUGCCCGGAGACACCUAAAGCGGCGCGCUCGAAGCGCCCGUCUCUUCCGCGUUGGCGGGGCGCUUCUCCACGUCACUCGCGUCGCGUCGACAAUCGGAGCACUUUCCACGCGAGCUCUCACUCCACAGCGAUGUCAUUGCUGGACUCCGAUGACAGCUACGAUCUGGUCUUCAAAAUAGUCCUGGUUGGAGAUGUCGGGGUCGGCAAAACCUGCGUGGUCCAGCGUUUCAAGACCGGCAUAUUCAUCGAAAAACAGGGCAACACGAUCGGCGUGGAUUUUACCAUGAAGACUCUGGAAAUACACGGGAAGAGAGUUAAGUUACAGAUUUGGGACACGGCCGGACAGGAGCGGUUUCGUACGAUCACACAGAGUUACUACCGCAGCGCUAAUGGUGCCAUCAUCACUUACGACAUCACAAAGAGGGCCUCCUUCAUGUCUGUGCCCAAGUGGAUGGAGGACGUGAAGAAAUACGGCGGCUCCAACAUUGUCCCUCUUUUAAUUGGUAACAAAUCAGACUUGACCGACUCGCGUGAGGUUCCUUUUGAGGAUGCACAGACCAUGGCUCACCAGCUGGAUUUCGUCAGCGCCAUCGAGACCUCAGCCAAGGACUCCAGCAACGUGGAAGAGGCGUUCAACAAAAUGGCCAGUGAGCUCAUUCUGAGACAUGGCGGGCCCAUGUUCACCGAAAACGUAACAGACAGCUUUAAACUCAACAGCAAGGACGUGACCAACGAGGGAUGGGGGUGUGGGUGUUGAUGACUGUGUUCAGAGAGCAAUAAAAAAAAAAACAUAAAAAAAAAAAGCUUUGGUUCUUACCACUCACUCAGUUAUGUAACCUGGGUACUGUCAGGCAGAUGCUGAGGAGACGCUGAGGAUAGAUGGGUUAUAAAAGAGCAGCCGUGAAGACGUUCUAAAUCGUAUACAGACAAAAAUUAAUUUCUAAACCAUUUCGGCUUGAAAAGACAGACGAGCGAGUGACGCAAACACAAGAAGUUUGAAGUAAGAAACGAUCCGUCUCGCACAAUCAGAUCAUGUUUGAUGCGCAACGUGUAGCAAGACUUUGGACCAAUGAUAUUUCACAAUGGGCAGCAUAAAAGAUAAAGAAGCUGCUGACAAAACGUCCCAUGGGGUCUCACAUGUAUGUGACGCGCUGGUACGUCAGCAGAGGUUUUGUACUGUAUGCUUUGGUGGCCUGUAGACCUUAUCUAGCAUAUAUAUCAUAUUUAAGUGAUGCAAAACAAGCUGUGAGGGAUAGACGGAGGAUAUAUUUGGUCAUGCGUUUAAUCGACGCCCACUUCUUUCUCAUUCCAGUAGAUGUGUCGUCUGGCCAAACUGAGGUCCACCGCCACCGACUUAAUCUUCCCGUUAGUUAUGUAACUCUUUCAAGACCUUUCGUAACUGUGGCAUCGUCGAUAUUUCUACUUUUUAUAGCUACUCGAGAGCAGAGGCGGUGGUGACGGCGUGUUUCACAGAAGGGGGUUCCAUUCAUGACUUUCCCUUUCAUCCGUAUUGCAUAGAAAUAUCUCAGUCUCCACUGAUUCUACUGACAUGAAUUCCCAGCGUGGGAUCGACAGCCACGAUCCUGAGAAAUUUUGCCAAUUUUAAGUUUUUUUUUGCAUUUAAUAAUUCAGGUAGCAAAUGAGAGGCCAUCUGCGGUCUGCUUGGGUAAAUUGGUUUACUCCCCCAACGGCUGCCACGAUGGGCCACUCAACAUUUUACUUUAAUUAUGUACUAUUUUGUGUAAAUGUAUGCUUUUCGUUUUUUACAAACUGGACGAUUUUAAAAAUGCAGACUGUUCUUGCGAACGCUUUUGAAUGGACGUUAUUUUGUCAGUGUCACCUGGGCAUUGAUAUUUGAUAUUUUUAAUUAAUUUAUACAUGCCGCAAAGCCUCCUUGAGUUACAGUAAGAGUAAAAUAAACUUGCAAAAAAGGAUUUUCUGAAAAUACAGUACUGUUUAAUUUGUGACCGCAUUGCACUGAUGAAUUAGGAAGCGACAUCCAUUGCCAUUUCAUCUCGAGCCGUUUUACAUCAGCGUGUUUGUAUUCGCCUGCAAUAUCUUCUUAAGGUUAAGAGCUCAGUUUGGUACUUUUUAUAUAUCGCUGACCAAGUCUUUUAAAUCAAGGGAAAAAUGGAGUAAUAGUUAAAUCCAAAUUUUUGUAUAUGGUGUGGUGGCGGCGGCAGCCUUUAAGAAUGUCGAGUGUGUAGUUUCACAAAUGUGUAGUUUAGGGAAAUGCAUUUAUUUAGUUAUAUACGGAUUUGCUGAAGUGAAAGUCGACAGUAUUUGAAAAGUCAGGUGUACUUGAAGGUAAAUCAUUGCAAGAGGAUUCUUCGGAGAACUUCUAGUGCCUUUUAAUAUGGUAGUGUUUUUAAUGUCAUUGGUAUUACUAUGCAUUUUGUUGUUUUUUGUCAAUCAUUGGAACGUUUUGAGAAACAUGAUCAAUCUGUAUUUGGUGAUAAAUUAUUAUUUUAUCAAUAAAAACUAUCCCUGCCUAACUUUUAA